This is a messenger RNA of Octopus bimaculoides (California two-spot octopus), 13767 nucleotides long. RefSeq names its product intermembrane lipid transfer protein VPS13A. Lineage: Eukaryota; Metazoa; Mollusca; Cephalopoda; Octopoda; Octopodidae. The record is from RefSeq and is a predicted model, not a curated record. Gene Ontology annotation, biological process: protein targeting to vacuole; protein retention in Golgi apparatus.
AUAAACAAGCACAAAGUCACGAAGUGUUUUGCCCAGGGACAAGAAAUAAAAAUAUUAAUAAUCGUCACUGGAUGCGUAAACGGCACCUUCUCCGCCAUCAUAUCUUUUGGCUGGGCAAACUGAUAACAUUAUCAUUAUAAUUAGUAGUAGUAGUAUAAUUAAUAUUAUCUGUCAUCGUCUAAACCUUUGUUAGUAAUAUCACGUAGUUGUCUUCUUCAGAUGUCUAGCUGGCUGGCUUGAGUUCGGCCGCAUCAUGUAGUAAUAUAAGUAAGUACAUGAUGUCUAGCUCACACGUUUUAGCAGAGUAGGAGAGAGAGAGAAGAUAGAGAGAGGGGGAGGGAGAAAGAGAAAGCGAACUAGUGAGCAGGAGCGCAUACAUAAAUUUAUAAUAUAAUAUAUAUAUACAUAUAUAGCGAAGUCCUAAGAGGAGGGACGGACACUUUGGCUGAGUAGACUGUUAAGUGUGGAGGUGAAGAAAACCAGCCAGCAACCAUGGUGUUCGAAUCGUUUGUUGUUGAGUUAAUGAACAAAUUUCUCGGCGAUUAUGUCGAAAAUCUGGAUAGAUCGCAGUUACAACUUGGAAUAUGGGGCGGUGAUGCUGUUUUAAAGAACUUGGAUCUCAAAGAAAGUGCUUUGGAUGAUCUUGAUUUACCAGUGAAGAUAAAAGUUGGACAUAUUGCUAAACUAACAUUAAAAAUACCUUGGAAGAACUUAUAUGAAGAACCAGUUGUAGCAGAAUUAGAUGGCAUCUAUGCUUUGGCAGUACCAAACAUUGCCAUCAAAUAUGAUGAGAAAAAGGAAGAGGCUUUCCUGCAGGAUCAGAAACAGAAAAAACUCAAAGCUGUCGAAGAAGCAAAGAAAUUGGAAGCAGAAAAAGACAAUCCCAAAGAAGAGAAGCAAGAUUCUUUUGUUGAAAAAUUGGCAGCUAAAAUUAUAAAAAAUCUGCAAGUUCAAAUUAGCAAUAUCCAUGUACGUUAUGAAGACAAAUAUACCAAUCCAGCUCAUCCAUUUGCUAUUGGAUUUACUCUUGAAGAUCUAAUCUUUCAGACCACAGAUAAAGAUUGGAAUCCAUGUGUUAUAAAAGAAGCAGUCACACAAAUUUAUAAGCUUAUACGGCUUGAUUCCCUCUCUUUAUACUGGAAUAGCAGAACUGAGUUAUACGACACAUUGCCUCGGGAAAAUUCCCUGAAACUAUUGAAAGAAAAUAUUGCUAGUUCAAAAUCUACUACAGAGUAUACAUACAUGAUCAAGCCUAUAUGUUCUGUAGCACACCUGAGAUUACACACAAAACCAGAAGAAGACUCCUUCCAGAUACCCAAAAUCUUUCUCACUGUAAUAUAUGAUAAUAUUGUGCUCUCUUUAUCUAAACAUCAGUAUGAUGAUAUCCUGGAAUUGCUGGAAUCAUUUGAACGAAUGUCAAUUUCUGCAUUGUAUCGCAAAUAUCGACCAGAUGUUCCCCUCCAGUCUAGUUACUCCAGAUGGUGGAAAUAUGCUUAUGAAUGCAUUUUGGAGGAAACUGUUCGACGUCGAAGAAAGAUGUUUUCCUGGGCUCACAUAAUAAAUCACAGAACUAUAAUGAAACAAUACAAGGAAGCUUACGUUAAGAAACUCUCUCAGAAAUCAGUUGCAUCAAGCGUUUCAAAAACUAUUGCGGAAUCGGAAAAAUAUCUGGAUAUCUUUUGUAUCCUUCUGAUGAGACAACAAGCAGAAGUAGAGGCUGCCAAACUAGAAGUUGUCAAAGCCAACCAGAAGAGUAAAGGGUGGUUUGGAGGCUGGUUUAGCUCUGAAACAAGAAGUCCAGAAAAGCAAGAGAGCAAAGGAAUACAGGAUCAGUUCUAUGAAUUGUACACACCUGAAGAAAAGGCCCGUCUCUAUGAUGCCAUUGGUUAUGAAGAAAAUGUGAAUGAAGGCAUUUUCCCAAAGGAGUAUAUUGCUGUCCAAUUGGUCACCAAGUUGAACUGCCUAGCCGUUGUUAUCAAAGAUGAUGACAAAAAUCACUUUGAUAUUAUGAAGCUGCAGCUGAAUGAAGUGUUUUCAUCUGUAUCCCAGAGGCCAUCUGCUAAUGCCAUUUUAGUCAAUACUUCUAUGAAGCAAUUGACAAUAUUUGGGUCACCACAAAACAAACUCGUCCCAAAAAUGAUGAACUCAAAGAUGACUGAAGGUGAUUCAUCUCCUCUGUUGUCUGUCAAAAUUGAAACCAAUCCUCUUGACGGUAGCUGUGAUACUAGAGUUAGUGUGAAUGCUGAGCCUCUACAGAUAAUCUAUGAUGCUGUAACUGUCAAUGCCUUGGCUGUAUUUUUCAAACCACCCGAAUCAGUCUAUUUGAAACAGUUGUCACAAGCAGCAAUGGCUAAAUUUAAUGAGGUGAAACAGCUAUCUACCACUGGACUAAAACAUGCAAUUGAGCAACACAAAUUCACUGACAUUUGUGUUUAUUUGAAGUCUUCUUAUGUAAUCGUUCCUGAAAGUGGCUUCAAUCGAAAAAAUGCUCGUCGACUUAUCCUAGACCUUGGUAACUUGAAAGUAAACAGUGAAAAAAACACCUCAGAUAUCAGUGUAUCACAGUCAACAGUUGAAGAAUUGCUCCAGUCAGCCUACGACAAGUUCAAUAUUCAACUUGACAAUAUUCAAAUGUUACUUGUUAAGCCAGGAGAGGAUUGGCAAUCUGCCAGAAAAGAAGGAAAAUCAAAAAUGCACAUCUUGGAACCUAUUUCUAUCAACUUGCUAUUUCAAAAAUGCAUGUUUGAUAAUCAAGUACAACUUGCUAAAAUGAAAGCCUUUGGAGAGCUGCCAUUACUGAGUCUGAGUAUCUCUGACCACAAACUACAAGCAAUUCUUCAACUCCUUCAGAGUAUUCCUUUUCCUGAAUCUGAACCUCCACCUCCAGAAGAAGACAUUUUUAAGGGCCCCAGUCAACUACCAUCUGCAAGUGCAAACAUUUCGACAGCAACUUUACAAUCACAACCAGAAACUAAAAAGUCUAUGGUUUCAAGAUCCUCUGCAGACUAUAUCAACCUUACUGAUAUGGAACUGAAAUUUGAAAUCAAAGAGGUCCGACUAAAGAUUGCACAGACAAUAAAGGGCAAAGAACUUCCUCUACUAGACUUCUUUGUCUUAACUCUUGGUACUAAUGUUGUUCUGAGAACAUUUGACAUGUCAGUCGGUGCUUACCUAGGUGGAAUUUACCUUCAGCAUCAGGAUUUCUCCUCUGAUCCAAAUGGAAAAGUUGUCAAUCUAAUUCACACUCCAAGCUCUGAUGAUACAGAGAGCAAGUUGUUAAUAUUAGAGUAUCUUAAGGCUAACCUUGAUGCUCCUGACUUCAAAAUAGUAUACAAGAACACUGAACAAUCAAUAUCAGUCUCUUUCUCCAUGCUAGAACUACUACUUGACCAAACUGCAAUAAUUGACCUCAUGCAAUUUGCUCAACAACUAGCACCACCAGAACCCAGUGACUCUGUAGAAAAAUCUCCUGGGAUUUCACAAUCUGUGAUUUCAGAAAAAUCAGCUGCAGCUUCGCAAUCUCUUGUUUCUCAAACUGAUAAAAAGGCAAAAGAAGCUAAAAAAGAACCUGAAAAGAAGCCUGUUGCCAAGAAAAAGGGAAAAUUACGAGACAGAGGAAUCAUCGACAUCAAAGUUACAGCUCAACUUGAUACAAUUACUGUUGGCAUUUCCUCACCAACUCAACUUAUCACUAAGAUCAAGGUGAAAGGUAUAAAUGCUGAUGUCAGUCUUCAAGUUGACAAAACAACCAUCGGAGCUGAACUGAAGGAUCUCGUUAUCUUAAACUCAGAUGCUCAAUGCUAUUACCCUGAAAUUUUAUCAAUCAAAGGCUCUGAAGUACUGAAAUGUGGAAUUGUGGCUUAUAAUAAUGGGACAAAAGGUGACAAAUUCUUUAACAUGUCUUGCGUUGAUACUAGCAUUGAUGUCACGAUAGGAUGUAUGCAAUUUGUCUUCCUUAACAAGUAUGUUAAUCAGCUAUUGGGUUUCUUAAACCAAUUCCAAGCAGCUAAAGAAAAAAUUUCUGAAGCUGGAGAGAAAAUGGCUGAAUAUUCCAAAGAAACUGUGGCCAGCUUACAAGAAACUGCCAGUCGAAUUGGUCUAUGCAUCAAAAUGAAAGCACCUCUUAUUCUUGUUCCGCAACACUCAAAGUCUCCCAACAUCUUAUUGGUCGAUCUCGGUAACUUGGACAUCAGCAAUAGUUUCCAUUCAGCUGAGGCCAAAUCAGCAGAUGGCAAACCCGCUGUUAUUGACAAAAUGAGUAUUCAACUCACUUCUCUGAAGGUGUCAAGAGCUAUGUUGAAUGAAGAAAAGAAAAUAUGCACAGAAUAUCUUUUAUUAGAGCCUGCUACAUUAAGUAUAAAUGUUAACAGGAACCUGUCUGCUGGCUGGUACCAUGGGGAACCAGAUAUGAGUAUUGAUGGCAAACAAUAUGCUUUAGCUCUUUGCGUUAGCCAGUAUGACUAUGCUGUAAUUAUGGCAAUAUUAAAUGAAAACUUUUCAGAAGAGCAGCCAGUUGCUUCAGCUGAUCCUUCAAAAGACUUGUCUUCAUUGAAGAGUGCUGAAUCCAGAACUACACCUAAGGCUACUGCUUCAAAGGCACAUGUUGAACCAGAAACUAAAGUGCAUACCGGGGAAAUUUAUACCUCUAUGAAGUUCAAGUUUACACUAAACAGCUUAUCAGCAACACUUUACAUGGGAAAAGAUGAAGUGUCAAGCGAAGCUGGAAUAGUGAUGAAACGAGACAGCAAGAAGUGUCUGGGACAUUUUGAGUUACAGGUGUUUGACAUAGACUUUAAUAUGCAGUCAGAUGGCUCGAUGAAAGCAAAUAUUAUUUUGAAUAACACCAUUUUAGAUGACAGUCGUCCUGUAAAAGAAUAUGCAAUAAGAAGAAUGAUUCAAAGAUACUCUGCAAGUCCAGUAUCAACACCAGCACAAAAUAUGAUUGAAGUGCAGUUUCAGCAAAAUUCCAAAGCAGACAAAGAUGUCAACGUCAAAGUGUGCAACUUGCACAUAUGCGUUUGUUUAGACUUUCUGAUGACUUUAGGAAACUUCUUCACUCAAGGAGCAACAAAAACAGCAACUGCUUCUGAAUCCAAACGUUCAGUACAAGAUUCAAAAACUUCAAGGACUACAGUGUCUGCAGCUCCUGCAGCUCCUGAAAGACCCACAUCAAAUAUGAACAUUAAUGUUUCAAUAUCACAUCCUGAAAUUGUUCUCAUAGAAGAUCAAUGCAACUCUGAAACUAAUGCAUUGGUGCUCCAUUCAAAUAUUGAUUUUAAAAUGGUGUCCACUCCUGAUACCGCUACAAUGUCAGCUAAUGUCUGUGGCCUUCAGAUUGUAUCAUCAACCUUCAAGAAGAGAGAUAAUGGCAUUCAGAUUCUUAACACCUGUGAAAUUAACUUUCAUAGCAGUGCUCCAUUUAACGAAGGCCAGCAUAUACAACUUCAAACAACUAAUCUUGUUUUCAGUAUAUCUCCUGCAACUAUACGGACAAUGACUGCUAUUGCUUCUGGUCUUUCUGCACAACCUGCUGAAGACGAUGAAAAAUCUGACAGCAAAUCACUUGAUAAUCUCUGGAAUGUUAAACCCAUUUCAGAAUGUGAUUUAUGGUAUCUCAAAACUGAUGACAAAGAAGCUAUUGAAAGUGUUAAUAGCACAGAUGUUGAUACAAUUGUUGCUGCUAGACAUGAACAACUAUUGAUGGAGAUUCCAAAAUUAGUCAUUAAGCUAGAAGGAGGUGUUGGUCAAAGAACAGUUCCAUUGCUUAUUGUAGAAUCUGCUUUUCAAGGUGAAGUUAAAGAUUGGAGUAGUAAGAUGGGUGUUACAAGUACACUCAGUUUAGAAGUUGCUUACUAUAAUGAAAAACUAGCAGUAUGGGAACCUCUUUUAGAACCAGUUAUCCAGAGCCACAAGAGAAAGAGGUGGGAUUUAACUGUUGAGGUUGCUGCCAAUGAUGAGGGUAUUCUUAUUGAUGAAGAUAAUGAACCUAUCAUACCUCCAGCUAAGAUGACCAUCAAUGUUCGUUCAACAGAAAAACUUGAAUUGACAAUGAGUAAAACAUGUCUAGAAGUACUCACUAACCUUGGCAAGGCAUUUGGAGAUGCUUACAAACUGGUUGAACCAAGUGCAACAACAUCUGAAACCUUGGCGCCUUACAUCAUUGAGAACAAAACAGGCUUAAACUUGUUACUGAAACUUGACAAUAUGUUUGACAUGCCUGCAAAUGCAGAUAGUGGCAGAGUCCGUCUUGCGCACGGAGGCACUUUAGAGCUCACCGGGCGUGAAGAUUCAAUGGAGUCUAGAAGAGGGUCGGUAAUCAAAGCAACACAAGAAGGAGUGGAAUGUAAAAUAUUAUUCCAGGUGGAACAAUUUGGAGCUACAAGAGAAGUAGUCAUCAAACGUGCAGAGAAACGAGGAUUUCAUAUUAAUCAUCAGACAUUUGGUGGUGAUACAUGGACAAUUGUUUGUGAUAUAGUUGCAGCUUAUGGACAAAAACGUAUCACAUUACAAUCUAUAAUACAGGUUCAUAACCAUUUGUCAGUCCCUAUUGAUGUCUUCUAUCAAGAAAAUAACAAAUCAGAAAAAUGUGGAACAGUUCAGAGCAAUGAUAAAUUCCAUAUACCAUUGUCUGCAGUUUAUACCAGUUCAGCUGAAUUCUAUUUCAGUCCCAACAGCAGCCAGUAUUCUUCCUCUGAAGAACCAAUCAAUUGGAGAGAGGUUGAAGACAAAGGAAUGUAUCAAAUCCACUGCAAAUCACCAAACCGUGAAGAAUCUUAUUUCAUGAAUGUUUGUCCCGAAAUUGAAGAAAUUCAUUCGGAGCAACAAGACAAGGUGGGCGAUGCUAAAAUGUAUACAUUGCAUCUUUGGCCUACUGUUAUUAUUCACAACUUGUUGCCCAUGACCAUUCGCUGUUUACUUGAGAAUACCAGUGAAGAUCUGGAGUUGAAAGUUGGUGAGAACAGUCCACUUUUCAAUGCUUGUAUUGGAACAUCUAAACUGGAAGUGAGAAUUCCUGAAUAUCAAGGCUCUCAAUGGAUUGGGUCUCGUACUCUUGAAAUGAAUAUACCUGAAUUAUCCCAGUGGACAUUCAAAUCUUCUAACAGUGAUUUGGUUAUGGACAUGGGUUUGCAUAACAAAACUGGCAGUGGCAGCCUUGCAAUGACAUUCUACAGCCCUUAUUGGAUGAUAAAUAAAACUGGACAGGAUCUAUUCUACAAAGUAUCUGAGGUAAACCUUUCCAGUUGCUGUUUUGUUGGUGAUAAAUUCCAAGAUCCUCAAUCAUUGGUAUGUUUAGGGCCUUUCUUCAGGAAAUCUUCAAAGAAGCCAGCUCACAACACUAUUUCUCCAAAGAUUUCCUGGAGAAGAGGUCUCAACCCUGAAAUACUGAAAAGCAGGGUACACAAGGAAAAAGAAGGAAAAGGUUGGGAUAAAGGGGACGAGAAAGAGAAAAAAGAGAAGGACAAAAAAAAUCCCAAAGUGAAGGAGUGGCGCCAACAUGGUAAAGCUUGUCUCCAAGUUGCAGAAUCUGAAUGGUCUGACAAGUUUUCACUGGACACUGUCGGAAGCUCUGGUACCGUUCAGUGCAAGAACAAAGCUUCUGGAAUCUAUGAAGUUGGUGUUAACAUCCGUUUAUCUUCCUCUGGUUUAACAAAAAUCGUAACCUUCACCCCAUACCACAUGAUGCUAAAUACUUCAGAGCUAACAUAUUUAGUUCAAGAAAUAACUCCUGAUCCAUCUAGCUGGAUUGAAAUCCGUCCACAACAAUGUAUACCAUUCUGGCCUCUGACAACAAAGAUCGAAUUGAAAGCCAAAGUUCUAGAUACAAAUGAAGAGACCAAUGUCUUCUCCAUAAUCAAACCUCAUUCAACUCUUCUUAAAUUGGAAAACAAUUAUGGAGGAAUCAACAUUGAUUGCCAAAUAACAGAAACUUCCUUUAUUACAACACUGACCAACUACAAAUCUGGUAUGGCCUCUGUUCUUUUGGUGAACCACACCGAUAGGUGUUCAGUCCAGUUUAGCCAGAAAGAUGUGAAAACCACCCAUAUGCUAGGAUCAGAACAAGCCAUGCUAUAUACCUGGGAAAAUCCUUCAGGAAACAGAGAACUCAUCUGGACAUGUGGAACUACCAAAGAAUUAAAGAAUAAUCUCACUCAGGAUGGAAUUGGAGAAUUCUUUGCAGACAAUGACACCAAAGUGUAUUGGGUGUCUUUCUUGGAUGGAAUGCAACGUGUAUUAUUAUUCAGUCAAGAUUUAGCUCUGGUUACAAUUGCUCAACAGGCUGGUGAACUUGAGCGAAUUGAACAAGAAAUCAACUUGUUUAUAUUUGGAUUAGGAUUGUCUUUGGUAAAUAAUUACAACCAAACAGAAGUGGCCUAUCUAGGUAUCACCAGUUCUGGUGUCAUUUGGGAGGAAAAGAAAAAACGGUUCAAAGCCUUGAAUUUGAAGUCAUGCGCCUACUUGGAAGAUGGUUACCAAAAAUAUCUCAACGAACUUUCUCUAGGUAAUGCAGCAGCUUCAUCCCGCAAGACUUUAGAAAAUAAAUUUGAAGUUGAUUUCAAAGAAAUGAUUAUGACUAAACCGAACAAACGCAUCAUUAGACGAAGCUUCCAGGAUGGAAUCUGGUUACAAUAUAAAACUUCACCUCAUCAACUACAGUUGCAUGCUAAAAUUAAUCGUCUCCAGUUGGAUAACCAAAUCAGUGGAGCAGUUUUUCCAACUGUUUUGGCACCAAUUCCACCUCCAAAAUCUGUAGCAGCUGAUAGUGUUCCUAAACCUUUCACAGAAAUCAGUAUUAUGCAACGAAAACAUGAACACAGCAAUGUUGUUCAAGUCAAAUACUUUAAGGUGCUAAUUCAAGAGAUGUCUGCAAAAGUGGACCAGAACUUUUUGAAUGCUGUUCUUCAACUAUUCUCAUCUGAUGAAAUCAUUUCAAACACUGAAGAGACCCGUCUGUUCCUUGAAGACUGUAAGAUAACCCAGACAGAACUUAUUGAUGUGGCUGGUGUGUCUCUUGUUGAAGAACAAAAGAACUUCUAUGACUACUUACACUUCUCACCUAUCAAGAUUCAUUUGAGUUUCUCUCUGCAAGGUGGUGGAGAAGAUGGUCCAGCAGAAAUUAAAUCCAACAUUCUCAAUAUUUUCCUCCAGAGUGUUGGUGUUGUACUAACUGAUGUUCAGGAUGUCGUUUUCAAACUUGGGUAUUUUGAAAGAAAUCACAGUUUUUAUAACCAAAGUCAAUUAAUUGGUCAGAUGAGUCAACACUAUGCUGGACAGGCAAUUAAACAAAUGUAUGUGUUGGUACUCGGCUUAGAUGUCUUAGGCAACCCAUUUGGACUGUUACGAGGCCUAGGAGAAGGUUUAGAAGAUCUCUUCUAUGAGCCAUAUCAGGGUGCCAUUCAAGGACCAGAGGAAUUCGCUGAAGGACUUGCUCUUGGAGUCCGCAGUUUAUUUGGUCAUGCUGUUGGUGGUGCUGCGGGUGCUGUGUCAAGAAUCACUGGAGCUAUGGGAAAAGGUAUUGCUGCCCUCACUUUAGAUGAUGAAUAUCAGAAGAAACGAAGAGAAGCUAUGAAUAAACGCCCUGCCAAUGUCCGAGAAGGUUUUGCCCGUGGAGGAAAAGGACUUGUUAUGGGUGUAGUCGAUGGUGUUACUGGUAUUGUACGAAAACCCAUUGAAGGUGCCCAAAAGGAAGGUGUUGAAGGUUUCUUCAAGGGUAUUGGUAAAGGUUUAGUUGGUGCCGUAACACGCCCGACAAGUGGAGUGAUUGACUUUGCUAGUAGCUCCCUUGACAGUAUACGCAGAAUUGCUGAAAUGUCAGAUGAGAUCCGCCGUUUGCGCCCACCACGUCGAUUCCAUAAUGACUUGAUAAUCCGGCCAUACAAUCAUCAAGAAGCUGAAGGCUAUGCAAUUUUACAAGAAACUGAGAAAGGAAUUUAUGCUGCCACUGAUGAAUAUAUUGCUCAUGCUGUUGUAACUAAAGAUGGAAAAAAUGUUCUUUUAGUGACAGAUAAACGUCUCAUAUUUGCUAACCGUGGUGAAAUCUUUGGCCACUGGGACUGUGAGUGGACACACCUUUAUAGUGAACUUAGAGAGACUCCAAAAUCUCAUACAAAAGGAAUAGAGAUCAUCCUGAAAGAGAAGGAGAAAAAGAAAUUCUUUGGCAGCAAUCUGCCGAAAAAGGUUGUGAUGAUACAAGAUCAAAAAGUGAAAGAGUGGAUUCUCACCAAGAUCACUGAAGCCAUGGCCCGUGCUUAAAGUACUUACCAUGGAUACACAGUCGAAAAGUUAGUCAUAUAUAAGUCUAUCCCUAAAGAGAUUUUGAAAUGAAGUCUCUAAUUGCUGCCUCUGCUGCUGUUUCUUCCAACAGGUCUUUCCUGUUGCUUGCCUUUUGUUAAAGAAAAAAAUAUACAGAUCUUUGCUCUCCUCAUGCUCAUGAAACUGAAAGGAAAUGUUCCAGAAAUUGCUGCUACUUAAUGCUCAUGCAAAAUUAACUGAGAUUGCUCUUGCUCAAAUAAAUCUACAUGUCUGUGUGUCACUUGUCAAUAUCUUUGCUGAUGAAAAGGAAGAGAAAUCUGUUUAUCUAUCUUCUUUUUCAGUUUUGGAAAAGAUAGUUGUUUAUUUUACAAGUAAAUAUUGUGAUUUGUGUAAAUAGUUAUUUCACUAUUAAAUAAAUUUUUUUAAAAUAGCAAAAAAUAAAAUCAGCCAUUCAAUUUAAUUGCUUUAAUUUUUAAAUAAAAUACUUACAAAUUAUAUAUAUAUAUAUAUAUAUAUAUAUAUAUUCUUAUAAUAGUAACAAAUAUAUUUGAAAUGUUCCAUAUAUGCUUCAGUAGAAUAUAUAGUCAGUCUAUCAUACAUAUAUAUAGUGCAGCUAUGUUGGGGAGAUACUAUGUAUAACAUACAUACUUAGUAGAUAUGUAAAACACUUCUUUUUAAUUGUUUACUCAAAAGAAAAUAGAAAAGAUUCAGCUUUCAAAUUAUCUACUACACAAUGCUUUGUCUUCAUUAUAUCAAUGCGCAAACCAAUCACCGAGAUGCAAAGUACAAUUCUAGAUACACCCAGCAAAAUGCUGCACUACAGCCUAAGAGAUAUAUAUAUGAACACAUGCAAGCAAGCACAUAUAUUUUAUUUUCAACUUAAUUCAGUGCCUUUUUUUUAGCUUUCAAAAGAAAAAGAAGAAGAAAAAAAACAAGAAAAAAAGAGAAAGUGCCUAGCUGCGUGUGUUGUGCUGAAAGACAUAAACGAUGGAACUAUUAGUUUAUGCCAAAUGUAAACCUCUACAUAUUCAGCCAAUGUCACCAGCUUCUAUAUGUUUAGUUACUGUUCUAUAGUUUCUGCUAAACACUUUGCAAUACUUAUAGGGUAUAAUUCAUCAACACAGUACCAUUUUAUUUUGGUGAGAUAGCUGGGGAAUGUGAUACUAUUUAAUGUACAGCUGCUAUUGCUAUGUUAUAAACUUUUAGUUUAUUAUUGUUGUUGCCUGUUACUAUACAGGAGUAUAACUAUUCUGUGAAACAAAAUGUAUGUUAUAACUCUUAAAAGUCAUUUCCAACUACUUUCCUUAGUCACUGCCAUGCCAUGUAUAUAGUUUUUAGUUACAUCAACGAACUAGGAAAAGCUUGUAAUAUCUUGAUUUAUUUAAAGCUUCUUUCUUAUUGCUCUCCCAUUCAUCACUAGACAAAACAUUUGCAUAUAGGUUCAGCUAUUCUUAGCAACCACUGUAAUUAAAAGAAUGAAAGAAAUAGUAAUAAACUAUACAAAUUUAUUGCUUUCAUAUUUUCUUAAUAACACAAACUAAUCCUCAAGAAAUAUUUUAAUGACAGCACGUUAGAUAUUAUGAGGUGUAUAUUCCUGUCACUAUCAUUCACACACACACACUUUCCACAGAGUAUUUAUCGUAAUUUCACAAUCUGUAACCAGCUUUGGUUCAAAUUUGCCAAUGUUUUACUUUCAUGGCUCCUAAUAAUCCCUCAAAAUAUAUUGCAUUCUUUCUGUUUAUUACUAAUCUUUCAACUGUGAAGUUAUUAUGUUUGUUUGGAAAUGUGUCCUGUGUGUCUGUGUAUAUGUAUCCUAUGUGUAUGUGUUGUUUUAAUUCCAUGACUGUCUCCCUGCUCUACAUCUCACCUGGCUGUUGUACUGGCUGAAUAAACCCAGUUAUUUUGUUUUAUUUUUGAUGGCUUCAUAUUACAAUCCCACCAUGUACCAAACAAUCAUUUCACUGGAAAUUGGUUCUUAUCUCUGUGUUCUAUGUUACCUAUUAAACUAGUGGCUGCUUUAUAAUUCCAACUUUUAAAGAUUGAAACUUGUACUCGGUUUCAUGGAAAGAUGAAAUAAAUUACAUAUCUUGUUUAUGAUCUCCACUCUAGUGAAUAGAUUGACAGUAACAAUUGUUUAAAAUGAUUUAUUCCGCCCAACUUCUGCUUAAUUUGAUUUCCUUUUGCCUACUUCAAACAUUUCAUUCAAACAUUGAAAAUAUAUAUAGGGAAGUUUCUAUCAGUAACUGAUAAAUUUUUCAUGCAUUUUUGUUUCUUUUGUAAGAAGUUAGUUUGUUGGUAAAAGACAGAAAUUGAAGUAGGGAUAUAUUAAUUUAUCUUUCGUCUUCUUACCUGUUUAACAUUACAAUUUUAAGUUAACUUUGCUGACAAUCUGUGAAGCUAAUGUUAUGAGCUGGAUUAUAGAAAAACAAACUAAUUUUGGAACUUUUUCAUAUCUUACAGUUAAGCUGUUUUAGUCAAUACAAAAAUUAUAAAUGGUAUUAAGUUGGUCCUCAUCACUUGAUAUGAAUAAGAAAAUCCUGUCUUUAUAACAAAUGGAGUUAAAGACAUAAUAUUCUAUUAGAAAUAAGUUUAAGAGUGGCUGCUCUCUUCACAACCAAGAAUAUUCAGAUAUAGUUCAAUUUAUAUAACAUUAAAUUUAGAGAUUACAUAUUAAAUUCAACACUCAGUCAUAAUAUCUAAGUUUCUUGAUUAAAUCAAAAGAGAAUUUUCUUCAUAUCAGUAAUUUUUACUUGGUUUUUCACUUUUUCACACCAAAGAAAAAAGUAAAAUUCAGGGCAAUUUGUUAUUCUGUUUUAAGUAUAACUAAAUGACAGCGUUUUAUUAUUUACUAUCUUCUCAAAUUAAAUCAACCCCUUUCUUUUUAAUGCUGUAGCAAAAAUUGUUUUCCUUUUGCUCCUUGUUAAUGGAAUCCUGUGGUAUGGAUCUUAUCUAGAAACUGCUGAAACAUGUCUAGAAACAUUAAUUCCAACCAUUAAUCUCCAUUAGCACACUUUCUUAUACUGACUACAAAAAUAAAACAAGUCAAUCAGAUAGGACCCAGACUAAUAAAGUAACUCUGUUAUGAAAAUGUUCAAAAAUACUGGCACUUUUCAAAGAAACUAAAGUUUGAAUAUCUCUUGUAGUAACUACUGUAGAGUCUUUAUUACAAGAAAUAAUUCAACAAAGGAGCAAGCUAGACUUUAUUUUUGACUGCUUCCUUAUUUAUAGAUGCAAUAUAAAAUGGUUCAUUAUAUGGAAUCUAUGGACAUGGAACUGUUGAAAUUUUAGGGUUUUGUUUCUGAUUUUUUUUUUCUUCUGUUUGUCUCUUUUUUUUAUUAGUUCAUUUCAUAGUAAUAACUGUAUCAAUUUGUAAACCUUUCAAAAUUUUGGCGGGAAAAAUUGUCAUAUUUCUAUGAAAAAAGAAAUUUUGCCAGUGAAGAAGUCAAAGCUACUGACUUUUGUAAAGUAUUUUAUGUUGUUUCAUAAACAAUAAAGAUCAUUGUUUAUAGCCAAAAA